CCGGCUCCCGGCGGCGUGUUCCUCUUUUCCCGGGAUCCCAGCGUCCCAGUAAGUGGACCGCGACUCUUCACAGUCAGCCUCCGGCUCCGGCUUACCCUGUGCUCCGGUCCCUCGCCCCGCAGUCCCCCAGCUUCCGGGGCCGCUGCUCUGGCCCGCACGCCUCCGCCGGCGACAGACCCAUGGCCGAGCGCGGGGAACUCGAUCUGACAGGCGCCAAGCAGAACACCGGAGUGUGGCUGGUCAAGGUUCCUAAAUAUUUGUCACAGCAAUGGGCUAAAGCCCCUGGAAGAGGUGAAGUUGGGAAACUGCGGAUUGCCAAAAAUCAAGGAAGGACCGAGGUGUCAUUUACUUUGAAUGAGGAUCUUGCAAAUAUUCAUGAUAUUGGCGGAAAACCAGCUUCAGUCAGUGCUCCUAGAGAACAUCCAUUUGUCUUGCAAAGUGUUGGAGGACAGACAUUAACGGUGUUUACUGAGAGCUCGUCAGAUAAGCUUUCACUGGAAGGAAUAGUGGUACAAAGAGCUGAAUGCCGACCUGCUGCCAGUGAAAACUACAUGAGAUUAAAGAGAUUACAAAUAGAAGAAUCUUCCAAACCUGUAAGGCUAUCACAGCAACUAGACAAAGUUGUGACAACCAAUUACAAACCUGUUGCUAAUCAUCAAUACAAUAUUGAAUAUGAAAGGAAAAAGAAAGAAGAUGGGAAACGAGCUCGAGCUGAUAAACAACACGUUUUAGACAUGUUGUUUUCGGCCUUUGAGAAACAUCAGUAUUAUAAUCUCAAGGACUUGGUGGACAUCACAAAACAGCCUGUGUCAUACCUGAAGGAAAUCUUAAAAGAAAUUGGUAUUCAAAAUGUAAAAGGGAUCCACAAAAACACAUGGGAGCUGAAGCCAGAGUACAGACAUUAUCAAGUAGAAGAAAAGAGUGAUUAAGAAGACUCCAAGGCUGCCUGCUAACAGAACAACUAAAGGGUGAUGCGCUAAGCAAACGGCCUUGAUACGUGAAUCCUUGAGCACCAUCUGUUAUAGGGGGAAAAUGACUGGUACUUUAAUUUCUCUAGGUAAAUUUUUAAACAAUAAUUCUUGUCAAGUUGCUUAAGUGAUUUUUGAGGAAAAAGAACACAUUUAUUUAUGUACUUAAUCAGAUUAUUCAUGAUGGGGUUGGGAGUUGAAGAAGGUUUUUCUUUUUAAAUAUUAACUUUUAAAAUGUAAAAUUAGGAAAUGUUUUCUAAAUGAGGACUCCCUGUACUUGUUUCUCUCUGAGGAGCUGAGGUAAUACAGAUCCAAACUGAAUGGCAUAGCAGGAAAAAAGUAGUCAACUACAGAAACUCUCAAAAGGAAUUAAAAAGAGUUCCUUAUUCUGAACUUGUCGAAAAACAAAGCUGUCUUUUUUUUUUUUAACAGGUGGCUAUGUUUCAUGUUCACAUACAUUAAUGAAAGGAUAGCAUUUAUGUUUGUACUAAGAUAGCUGUCUUCAUCAUUAGCUUAUUUUACCCUAGUGAUAGUGACAUGAGAAAUGGAAAAAAUCACGGUCAAUUAGUCUUUCUUUCUUUCUUCUUUUAAAAUAAUUAGAAAUUGGGAAUUCCCUGGCCGUUCAGUGGUUAGGACUCCACACUCUCACUGCUGAGGGCCCGGAUUCGAUCCCUGAUCGGGGAACUAAGAUCCCACGAGCCCCAUGGUGUGGCCACAAAAAAAAAAAAAAAAAAAAAAAAGAAUAA
Mesoplodon densirostris (Blainville's beaked whale) is the source of this 1714-nucleotide messenger RNA. RefSeq names its product general transcription factor IIF subunit 2 (gene GTF2F2). Gene Ontology annotation, cellular component: transcription factor TFIIF complex. The transcript has 8 exons. The record is from RefSeq and is a predicted model, not a curated record. Bases 180 to 929 code for a protein of 249 amino acids. NCBI's taxonomy places the organism in Eukaryota, Metazoa, Chordata, Mammalia, Artiodactyla, Ziphiidae. Gene Ontology annotation, biological process: transcription by RNA polymerase II; transcription initiation at RNA polymerase II promoter.